Molecule: messenger RNA, 891 nt
Organism: Penicillium roqueforti
Lineage: Eukaryota; Fungi; Ascomycota; Eurotiomycetes; Eurotiales; Aspergillaceae
Exons: 2
Coding region: 1-891 (296 amino acids)
Source: RefSeq, a predicted model, not a curated record
AUGUCCGACGACGAUGAGUACUAUGAAUUUGAGGACGAAUACAUGUACGAGGAUUUAGUCCCAGACAUGGUCGACGACCUCGCCGCUUCCUCACACUACGAAGCCGCGCUAUAUGAAGACCCAGGGAUCGACGUCGAAGAAUACUUCAGUGACUGGGACUAUUAUUCAGACGAUUACCACGAUGAUGACGCAACGGUCGAACAAAGCGCAGAGAGAAAGAAAAGAACCGAGAUCGCAGCGACAACAUCACGACGAACGAAGACACCUUCCCGCCCAAAAGGCCACAUCGCCCGAAUCCCGCCGACGAAAUCCACCCUGAUGCCGGAUGUCGCCUCCUUCCAGGGCGUGGUGUGGAAAACACCCGCGCUGGACCGGGACCAGGAUGUCGCCAUUUUGUACGAACCGGACACGGGCGAGAAAGUCGCGCUUCUAGAGAACUGGCGGGAAGUCUUCAAAUUUUCCCAGCCGGCACUGGAUAGGUCGCGGUUGAAAGGGCGACACGUGGUUGAAUCUAAGCCCGUCGAUUCGUCGCUAGCUGACGAUGAAUCUGAUGGCGCGGACGACGAGUCUGAUAGCGAGGACGAGAUGUCGGAUGAUGUCUCGUCGAAUGCCUCGGGUGUUGAUGAUGGGGAUGCUGGGGAUGCGUCGAAUACAACUUCGGACCCGGACCCGGACUCUUUCCGCUCGCUGAAACUGUCUUCGCCGCCGAAGGUCGUGAUUCCGUUGAAGAGGGGGUGGAAGCGGAAGGCGGUUGCGCUGAAGGAUGACACUGACGAUCAAUCGGCGUUGCCUCCACAGAAGAGGGUUGAGGUGCGGAAGGGCGGUGAUGACAGGGCUACAAAGUGUGGUGCGACACCGCCGAUACGCAGGUCGACCAGGCAGAAGAACUAG